AUGCAUAUCUUUUCGCUUAUUUUAGUUGUUCUUGUAUUUAUUUCCGUUGUUGACUGUCAGUGGGGUAGACCUAAUUAUGGAUGGAGAGACAGUUUGGGAGGAGUUGAUGAAUGGGAAGGAAGUGGAGGAUGGCAAGACAGAGGAGGUGGAAAAAAUCGCCAAAGAGGAGGAGGCGGACGAAGAGGUCAAGGAGAUUGGCGUGGACAACAAGGAAGAGGAAGGCAGGGUGGUAGAGGUCGAGGCCGUGGAGGUUCAAACAAUGACGGACGCAGAAGGUGGGGUGGUGGCAACAAUCGCGACGGUGGUUGGGGCGGUCGAGGAUGGGGUCCACAAGGAGGCAAGCGCACUGUUGUAAAAUCUUCUUCCUCUGUAGUCAUUUUGUAUACAAUGCUGUAA
Molecule: messenger RNA, 396 nt
Organism: Cylicostephanus goldi
Lineage: Eukaryota; Metazoa; Nematoda; Chromadorea; Rhabditida; Strongylidae
Source: the annotation of a GenBank genome assembly